Lecanosticta acicola is the source of this 1326-nucleotide messenger RNA. The record is from the annotation of a GenBank genome assembly. Lineage: Eukaryota; Fungi; Ascomycota; Dothideomycetes; Mycosphaerellales; Mycosphaerellaceae.
AUGGAUCCCUCACGUGAGAAGUCAUCGCUCGAGAAAGAGACAGAGCAGGAGACAGAGAGGACAGACUUGCCUGCGAACACCCAGAUUCACGUCAGCCCUCCGGAAGAGCACCGAGCAGCUGCGGCAGCCGAUCUAGAGAGGGAUCCCGAGAAAGAUGCCAUUGCGAAAGACAUCUCUGCCACCGCGACUAAUACGCCAGAGCGAGAUUCCAGACAUCUCAGCGUCGAUCUCGACGAGCAAGCAAGAGUCAAGCGCGAGUCGGUGGAAUCCAGGCUUUCGGGACUGAGAGACUCUUCUGUGCUAUCGAUCAGCGACUUCGAUGAGCUGGAAGCGCGAGGGCAAGACGGCGUCUCGCCUCUGCCCCAGCGGCCUGUACCAAGUCGUGGGGGGACGACCGCAUCUGCCAAAUCUACCGCUUCGCGAAGAAGUAUGCCGCCCCUGCGACGGAAGGAGACAAGACUCGCACAGAAGGAAGCACACCCAUGGCAACAUCUUGGCAUCACGCUGGGCCUUCCUAUGAUUCUGCUGUUCGACCUUGUGGUCCCAUGCAUCGUCUAUUACGUCUGGUACGACAAGCGCCGCGCUGAGUGGGCGGGGCAUUGCAAAGAGCAGUACCCGAACCAGGCAUGUCCCAUACCCAAGCCAGAAUACGACUCGGAUAUCCUCGGCGCAGCAGUGGGCUGCUUCGGGAUCGGCGAGCUUUGGAUAUUGGUUGCACGAGUAUGGCGACUGUUCUAUCGCCGGGAAGAAUGUGCGCCGCUGUUGUCAAGGAAUCGCUGGGAGCUCGACGCCACAUCGUGGGUCUACGGAGUUGCCAUGAUACUUGCUCUGAUACCUUUCGUAGUGGGAGCGGACCUCGAGAUCCCGCAACUGUACCUCUAUGCGCCCAGCUUCAUCAUGGGCUUCCUCGGAAUACUCAUGGUGAUCACCACGCUGUGCCCAAUCAAGAUACCCAUCGGCAUCAACUCCCAUCCCCGAGGCUCCGGAUUGCGACCCUUCAUCUACUACGCCGCCGAGGACUUCAUUGCCGUCGACGGCUUGCAAGAUCGAGAAUUCCGUAUCCGGUACAAUGAGCGGUACGAGACGAACAAGAUGUUCCGGCAGUUCUUCCUGUACCUCACCCUCUGGUGGAUCCUUGGGGUGAUGAUCUACAUCGGGUGUGUGUCGGCGGUGAUCUGGACGCUGGAGUUCCACUACGCAUUCGGGCUGUCGCUCGGAGUUCUGUUCUCGUACAUUGCGAUAUGGGCGGCUGUAACGGUAGUAUGGGUCAACGUGGAGAUGAAGCGAGAACAUCGGAAGUAUGAAGAGGAUGAGAUAGAGGCGUGA